This is a messenger RNA of Purpureocillium lilacinum, 282 nucleotides long. Lineage: Eukaryota; Fungi; Ascomycota; Sordariomycetes; Hypocreales; Ophiocordycipitaceae. The record is from RefSeq and is a predicted model, not a curated record.
AUGGAUCCGAUUUGCCGCGUGCUUGAUGCAAACCCCGUGGGACAUGGGGACCGCAGCCGAGCGUUCUCUCACGGGCGGCAUGCAGGCAGCGCGCGGCGGCCAUUUCGACCAGGGGAGGGGAGAGAUGUUGAAGCGUCCUUCAUAUCCAUAUCAGGGGAAAGCUGGGCAAGACCGGGGAGACACUCUAAUUCAGGGGUAACGGAGUUGCUUGUGUACGAUAAAAGCGUUCUAUUACGGGUGCCCAUGGCGGCCAUGAGCUCGGCGAGUCGAGGUGGCCGUUGA